Messenger RNA from Paramecium tetraurelia, 318 nucleotides. RefSeq lists its product as uncharacterized. The record is from RefSeq and is a predicted model, not a curated record. Lineage: Eukaryota; Ciliophora; Oligohymenophorea; Peniculida; Parameciidae. The transcript has a single exon.
AUGGAAACUCAAUUAUUAAAGAUGACGUAUCAGUCAUAGUUCCAACCCUUAAGGAACUAAGAUUAACUCUUUUGUGAAUUAGUACAAUAUUAAGAAGUGUUAACUCAUAUCGAAUGUGAUAUUUAAAACAUUUACAAAUAAGAAGCAAUAAGAUCUAUCAGCGCAUGCAUAAUUAUAGCUCCAGGAACUAGUUAUUUUGUGUCAGAACUCAGCGGAUUGUCUUCGUAAUUGGAGCUUAGGAUUAUCCCAUUUUCAUGUGUUACCUUAAGUAGCUCAAGCCAUAUGAGAAGGAAAUGCAGUUGUCUUGAAACCUUCUGA